This is a messenger RNA of Nicotiana attenuata, 2023 nucleotides long. RefSeq lists its product as uncharacterized. The record is from RefSeq and is a predicted model, not a curated record. The coding region runs from base 266 to 1033 and encodes 255 amino acids. The transcript has 3 exons. NCBI's taxonomy places the organism in Eukaryota, Viridiplantae, Streptophyta, Magnoliopsida, Solanales, Solanaceae.
CCGAAAAUUGAAAGAUCCAACCGAUAAACCGAACUUAUUUUGGUUCGGUAUCGGUUGCAGAAACCGAAAACCGACAAGCCUUUAUUUAGCGGGAAAUAAGGAAUGGAAAGCAUUUGAGCGGGAAUAAAUAACAAGUGAGGCUUUAGUAUAAAAGGAAACCCUAGAGUAACGAAGAGUAGUGCACAACGAAGGAGAAGAAGAAAGACUGUUAAGAGAGCUAGGCAUUUGCUACAUCAGUAGGGAGUCACCAGUUAACUGCUUUAAAAUGGCUGACAAGCAAGAAUCUAAGAUUCUAUUGAAGCUUUUGGUGGACAAAAAGAAGGAUCAAGUUGUUGCAGCUGAAGCCAAAGUAGAUUUUAUGGACAUACUCGUUAGCCUUCUCACUUUACUACUGGGAACAAUAAUACGACUCAUUAAAGCAGAGGCUGGAGUUGUUGGUUGUAUGAACAACUUGUACCAAAGUGUUGAAAACCUCAGUGAGGAAGAUCUGUUCAUAGAGCAAUGCAAAACCAUGCUGCUAAAUCCAAGAAAUCCCUAUCCAAAGUAUUGCAUGAGGUUAAAAAUGCACGUAGAUGAUACCGUCUUCGAGAAGUAUUAUGAGUGUUCAGAUUGCUCAAAGCACAGCUAUUUCAUGAAUGUUGCGUGCUCAUGUGAAGGGAAGUUUACGAAAGAGAAGUUUCUGAAAAAUUCAGUUGAAAAUACUGUUGGCGACGAGUAUGUCUUUCUCAAAGGAGGGAUAUCAUUUUUAAUCACUGAUGAUUUGCAAGUCAAAUGUGCUUCUCCAAGCUCUCUUGUUCAGAUUCUUUCUAAUGUCGGCCUGAGUGAUAUGAAUCAGGUUGAGGAAAUGCAUGUUGAAGUUGGCAAGAAUGAGGUGAUUCAUCUACUUGCUCGUUCAUUUAUCUCAAAGACUCCUUUGUCUGAUGUGUUUCUGCCCAAGCAAAAACAAAAAAGAGCAAGAGUAGACACUAUCUCAAUGUCGGAGUUUGGAAUUUUGUCAUCCAUUUCUGAAAAUGGAGCCAGUAAUAACACCUAGAACAUAGAGCUGAAGAUAACACUAAGGAAGUCUACAAACAAGGUCUUGUGUGCAGAGGCAGGCAAUGAAUUCGUUGAUUUUCUCUUCAAUUUCUUGACCAUUCCUAUAGGAUCAAUUGAAGAUGCUCUAAAGGGGAUUUCUGGGCUGGAAUGCAUUGAUAACUUCUAUAAAAGUGUGGAGAUUUUAGAUUCGAAAUGGUUCAAUACGCCUCCAAAAAGGAAUUGUUACAGAAGUGAGGAGAAUCUUAACGACAACCUGAAAACGAUAUUACUCAAGCCCGGUAUUGCCCCUCACCAUAAAUCUGAGUAUCAGCUGCUGCAGAUUUCUGAAGCAAAAUCAGAAAUUUAUAACUUGUAUGAUCCAAGGUAUUAUGAUUUUCUAAGGAAUAGUUAUCGUCACAAGUUUCAAAAGUUUGCGAAGGAACCCUCCCUUUUCUACGUUAUGGACAAUUUGGAAGUGAGACCUUUGUCUUCUACAUCAACUAUUUGCUUACUCCAAGAACUGAAUGUGCCCAUGAAUGAUAUUGAAGAGCAAAUGAUCAGUGUUGGCGAGUCGGAAGCAUUGAGCUUGCUAAAGGCCUCUUUAACAUCAUCAUCAUCAGCUUUGACAGAGGGCCUAAAUCACAAGUUGAAGAAGCAGAUAGACGAAGAUGUGAAGUGUAACUUGAAGAAACUUCCUCGGGCUGGUUAGCAAACACAUAGAUAACUCUGUGUCCCCUGUACGUCAAAUCCUUGAUGCAGAGUCAGGUGUUUUCAGAUUGAAUUAGAUAUGGAUCACUUAUUUGUAGUUUUAUUAUUUCACCAGUUUUAGAGGUUUCCUCAAUAGAUGAUUAGUCCAUGAAGUUAAUUUUCUCCUAUUGGUAAGAGGGUAAUUCUAUUUCCCUGGAAUAGUUGCAAGCCACUCUAAAAGUAACUUCAGGGCUCAGUUUUUCCUGCCUCAUGGUGAAUCUUUAUAUUGUCCACCUAAUCUUAGUACUGUUUUUAUUUCUUC